Messenger RNA from Drosophila persimilis, 819 nucleotides. RefSeq lists its product as uncharacterized. The record is from RefSeq and is a predicted model, not a curated record. The coding region runs from base 24 to 614 and encodes 196 amino acids. NCBI's taxonomy places the organism in Eukaryota, Metazoa, Arthropoda, Insecta, Diptera, Drosophilidae. The transcript has 3 exons.
GCCGGGGCAGUCGUGUAAAAGCCAUGCCUAAAGCCAGUUCAGUUUAUGGCCAAUUAGAGCGCAAACUCAUUUGCAUGAGGCUUAGGACGAGCCAGUGGGAAUUCCAGUGCCAGUGCCUAUGCCUCCGCAUGGGUCUGUUGCUGUUGCUGCUGUCACCAAUCGGUAGGGCCUGUGCCAGCGGGGCGUGGAAAUGUCUAUACAAAGAAUUUCCAGUUGACACAGAGAAGAUCAAGGGCGGCUGGUGGAUUUAUGGGACCAAUCCAGGGGGAGAGACCCGAUGCUACCUCGACGGCCUGAAUCUCUAUUGGACACGCAUCACCAUGACGGACUACGAUAAUUAUGCCGUGGAACUUCACUGCUCCCUGCCCUGGUUCAAGCAUCUGAUGGCCAUCUACACCAGGACCCAGGAACCCACACAGGAGACCCUCAACGCAGUCGCUGGCUACCUUCAGACGGUACGUCUGUCAUUGGCCAACUUUACGCUGGUGGCGAAGCCGGAAAACUGUGUGAACCAGAGCCACGGUCCCUGGCAGCGCUGGUAUCUGGCCAGGUAUCUUCAUUUGGAAUACCAUCCGCAUUAUCUCAAGCCUCUGAUCGACGAUGAAAAUAUCUGAAGCAGUCAGUAGUGGUCUCUCUCUCUCUCUCGCGUGGCCCAAACUUUCUUUAGCCAGAAAUUUACAUAUAUGCCAAAUUUGGUCGAAAAAUAUGCGAAUAACUUAAAACAAUGAGAGAAUUGUUCAGCCCAAGUCGAAUUUCAGAUACCCUCGCAGUACCAGAGCCGCGGGGUGCCAUCAAAAUAAAUGAUAUGAUCUUCUCUGA